AUGCUCGCCGCAACUUUCAUCCUAGCUCUCAUGAAUGGCAAUUCGCUAACCAGCGCCCUCCCUUUCAAACCAAUUACGCGGAGUAGACAUGGCUUUGACUGGGAUUCGACCCGGAAUCUUAUCGCCUUUGGCGACUCGUAUACAUUCAUCCAAGGAACCCAUGGGUACCCAAACUACAGCUUUAUUGGAGACCAGCUGAACUAUGCAUAUGAUGCACGAACACUCUUAACGGAUAAGAUCGUUCAGAAUCAGACAGGAACCUCAGCCGGCGGCCCCAACUGGGUUGAAUUCCUUACAGGUUGCGGAUUAAAGGAGGGUCUGACCUCGCCAAUAUCCUGCACGAAACAGCUCUGGGACUUUGCGUUUGCGGGGGCGGGGGUUUCAGCUGAACACAUCCCCCUGCACCACCCUUACACCAUUUCCCUCGUUAACCAGAUCAGGCAGUUCACAAUAUACGGGCAUCUAGUCCUUACCUCCAGCUCUCAACACCCCUCACAUAAAGCAACUCUAUCCGCUGCACCCAUUUUAGAUCCAGCCUCAACCCUAACAGCCAUUUGGAUCGGAAUCAAUGACAUCAACGAUAGCGCGAAAAACAGCUCCAUCUCCUCCUUUCCAGACUUCUAUAAUACCCUCCUCCAAACGGCUUUCUCUGGAUUGCAGACUUUAGUAUCAUUAGGGUAUAAAGAUUUUGUAGAUUUUGUCGUCCUCAAUCUACCCCCUUUGGACCGCACACCAGCGAAUCAGGCACGGACACUUCGCAACGAAACAGCCGCGCCAGAUGCAACGCAGGUUGGUUGGUUUAAUUCGGCAAUCACAUCACAAGCCAGACGCUUCGGGAGACGGAAUCCGGAUACGAAUGUUCUUGUCUUUGAUGCGCAUCGCGUUUUGAGUCAUGUCCUCGAUUUCCCAGACCAGUACGGGAUAGUCAACACGACGGAUUUCUGCCCUGGAUAUGACCAACCGGAUAUUGAGACAGAAUAUCAAGCAUAUGGGUGUCCAACAUCCCUGGGGACGUAUUUCUGGUUCAAUUCGGGACAUAUCACGAGUCGGCUCCAUGAAAUUCUGGCAGCACAAUUGAGCAAGACGCUGGAGAGGUGGAGAGGUUAG
This is a messenger RNA of Aspergillus nidulans FGSC A4, 1107 nucleotides long. RefSeq names its product SGNH/GDSL hydrolase family protein. The transcript is spliced from 4 exons. The record is from RefSeq and is a predicted model, not a curated record. Gene Ontology annotation, molecular function: hydrolase activity, acting on ester bonds. Lineage: Eukaryota; Fungi; Ascomycota; Eurotiomycetes; Eurotiales; Aspergillaceae. The coding region runs from base 1 to 1107 and encodes 368 amino acids.